UCGUCUGGUGCCACCACGCACAGCAAUUGACUGACUUUCAGUCGCUGUCGCCGUCGCUGUCGCUGUCGCCAUGGCCUCGCCCUGCGCCCGCCAGCUCCUGCGCGCCCCGAUGCGCCGGCCCGCCUGCCCGUCCGCCUUCGCCCGCACCCCGCGCACACCGCCGUCGCGCACCUUCUCGUCGUCGCGCCCGCUGCACGAGCAGCAGCAAAAAGAGUCGUUCCGCGGGCGGCUGGGCGCAGCCCUCGGCAAGACCAAGAUCAAGUGGGAGCCCAUCCCGAUUGCUCUCGGCGUCGGCUUUCUGGGCGCCUUCCAGCUGUACCGCAUCCAGCGCCGCGAGAAGCACACCCAGGCCGAGCAAGAUGUCGACCAGCAGGUCGACCAGCAGGGCCGCCCCGCCCCGCGCGAGCGCAUCCGCCCCAGCGGCCCGUGGACCGUGCAGGUCAUGUCGACGCUGCCGCUGAAGGCCCUGUCGCGCCUCUGGGGCCGCUUCAACGAGGUCGACAUCCCGUACUACCUGCGCGUGCCGGGCUUCAAGCUGUACUCGUUCAUCUUCGGCGUCAACCUCGACGAGGUCGCCGAGCCCGAUCUCCACGUCUACCCCAACCUCGCCGCCUUCUUCUACCGCAAGCUCAAGCCCGGCGCGCGCCCGCUCGACCCCAACCCCAACGCCGUGCUGUCCCCCGCCGACGGCAAAGUCAUCCAGUUCGGCACCAUCGAGCACGGCGAAGUCGAGCAAGUCAAAGGCGUAACCUACAGCCUGGACGCAUUGUUGGGUUCCUCGCGGCCCUCGCCCGAAGUCCGCUCAGAGCACGCCCACACCCCGCCCGAGCACCCCGACGCCGUCCGCGCCGACCAGGAAUUCGCCCGCGUCAACGGCAUCUCCUACACCCUGCCGAACCUGUUCUCCGGGCCUGCCCACAAGGACGGCGAACCCGCACAGCCGCCCACCGACCAGUCGACGCCCGCGCGCCCCGCCUCCGAAGCCGCCGUCCGCGCCGAACUCGCCGCCGCCCCAAACACCCCCUGGUGGUCCCCCUCCCACCCCGCCCCCUCCGCCCUGUACUACAUCGUCAUCUACCUCGCACCCGGCGACUACCACCGCUUCCACUCCCCCGUGCCGUGGAUCGUGUCCUCGCGCCGCCACUUCGCCGGCGAACUAUACUCCGUAUCACCCUACCUCCAACGCACACUCCCCGGCCUCUUCACGCUCAACGAGCGCGUCGUGCUCCUCGGCCGCUGGCGCUGGGGCUUCUUCAGCUACACGCCCGUGGGCGCGACGAACGUGGGCAGUAUCAAGAUCGCGUUCGACAAGGAACUGCGCACCAACAGCCUCACGACCGACACCGCGGCCGACCGCGCCGCCGCUGCCGCCAAGGCGCGCGGCGAGACCUACACGGGCUUCUCCGAGGCGAGCUACCGCGCCGGUGUGCUGGGGGGGAGAGCGCUGCAGAGGGGAGAGGAGAUGGGCGGGUUCCAGCUCGGCAGCACCAUUGUGCUGGUUUUCGAGGCGCCGAAGGGCGAAAGGCCGAGUCUGGAUCAGGGGUUCAGGGGCGGCAAGGAGGAGCGGAAGGGUGGGUUUGAGUGGUGUGUGGAGCAGGGGGGGAAGGUCAAGGUCGGCGAGGCGCUGGGGUUUGUAAGGGAGGAGUAAAGAAGGUGAGGUUGGGUGUUUGUGAUCUUGUUGUGUAUGAUAGCGAGCAUCUGGUCUUCUUGUACAUGUUGGAUGCAAAGUUCGAGGUUUCAUGCCCCGGCUGUCGUUGGCGACGGCAUCGCAGUAACGACCGUGUAACCCUCCAGGCCCGCAGCACCGUGGCCGGAAACCCACACUCCCCCGUCACAAUCACAAUCACAGCGCACACGUGAUGAGUCA
Molecule: messenger RNA, 1867 nt
Organism: Boeremia exigua
Lineage: Eukaryota; Fungi; Ascomycota; Dothideomycetes; Pleosporales; Didymellaceae
Product: phosphatidylserine decarboxylase-domain-containing protein
Exons: 2
Coding region: 71-1648 (525 amino acids)
Biological process (GO): phosphatidylethanolamine biosynthetic process
Cellular component (GO): mitochondrion
Molecular function (GO): phosphatidylserine decarboxylase activity
Source: RefSeq, a predicted model, not a curated record